This is a messenger RNA of Onychostoma macrolepis, 5613 nucleotides long. It is a transcript of the gene ttc34, whose product is annotated as tetratricopeptide repeat domain 34. Lineage: Eukaryota; Metazoa; Chordata; Actinopteri; Cypriniformes; Cyprinidae. Bases 627 to 3893 code for a protein of 1088 amino acids. The transcript is spliced from 8 exons. The record is from RefSeq and is a predicted model, not a curated record. Gene Ontology annotation, molecular function: protein binding.
GGAAGCGAAUGUUUGCCAUGAACCAAACUUUUUGGAAUUUGGAUGAAACAAAGUCCCUCAACAGCUGCUGAAUAAAGACCAUGGCGACUUCAUUACAUUUUUUUCUUACGAGACGAGUUUUGAAUUAAGACCGACGCGUUGUGUAACUUAGCCAUAAAUAAUUAUUAGUAUUUUUACGAGAGAACAAGCAAACAUCUGGCCAGACCUAUAAAUUCGUCGUUGUUCCUAAUAUUAUCUCCUUAACGCCUUAAGUGUUGUCUUUUGUCGAUGUUAAAGUGUUUUCUUUUAUGUUUCGUUUUCCUAUCGUCUUUCACUUCACACAUGGGGUCGGCAUAUUGAGUUUCGGCAGGAGCUUCUUUUUAGAGACUAAGCUUUUCUUUAACCACAGUCGGAUCUUUUGACAGCUGUAUGGAGUAAAGAGUAGGAACAUUCAUCUGUGGUCCAUCUAAAUCAUGUUUAAUAUGCGGUACAUCUCAGAACACAAUGUUUAACUCGUACAAGUCAGAAUUCGACCGAAAGUGCGUGGACUGCACCCUCAAACUCACAGACACAGACAGGUUGUUGAGGACGGGGACCCUUGUAAAGGAAAUGUUAUCCAAAUCUAAAUAGCAUUACACAGAAGGGAGAUGAAUGGCAUACAUAAAGGAGCAGCUGAACUGUGCAGAGAGGGCGACAAAAUAUUGCUCUCUGGGGACGCUGGCAGAGCUGCAGCUCUGUACACCUAUGCUUUUGGAAAUAAUGCCGGUUCCACUGUAGGACACAUGCGUGGCCUUAACGCAGGUCAUUUAGAGGAGGUGAUCUCAACGCUGGAGGCCUGGCUUGAUGGCGUUUCAAACAAUUCUAUUGAGGGCCUGAGUAAAGGUCUUGUUGCUGUAUUUCUGUCUACAUUAUGCCCCAAUAAUGUGUCUGCUUCUCUUUACAAAAUGGAGUCUGUCCUGCAGGGUACAGGUCAUGCUUCAGAUGAGAUCUUUGCACGGUGUUCUGCUCUUCUAGAGGGAAAACAAAUGCCUCAACCUGAGGGUCGCACAAGAUUAAUUCUGGAGCUAACUAGAGCUCUGGCCUGCUUGCUCUCUGACACACAAAAUCCCAAAGUUCCUCACCUUUAUCUGCAGGCCUUUCAUGGAAAUAAAUCAGAAACUAUUAGACUAGUUAAAGAAAGGCAAACUCAAUAUGUGAAGCUAUUAAUUAAAGCCUUUUACCAGCAAAUAUCUCCAAGAUAUUCCAUUCUCCAUACUAAGGGGCAGAUGGAAAAAGCAUUUAGUCCUACACAAGCAAGUGAAGACAUCGAUGUUCUUAAAGCUGUUGAGUUUUUACUUGCCAUUGCACCAGACGACAUCCAAGUAAGAGAGCUUCAAGCAGCAGUCUUGUUUUCAUCUGAAAAUUUCAUAGAAAGUGCAGAAGCUUUGUCGUUGGCUCUUAAACUAGGUGAAUCACAGACUGAACAUGCAAUGGUGCCAGAGAAAAGAGCUUGUUUACUCGUGGGGAGGGCAGCUGCUCAUUUUUCUGCAGGAGGACGAGCAAGAGAAGUCUGCAAAGAUCUAGGUGACGGCUUUGGACUUCAUCCGGCCACAGCAAGACAGCAAUUUCAGAGUCUUUUCUCGGACACUGGCGUAGGGUUGGCUGCUCGCAUCCAGCUGCGUCAACAGGCCGAGAAGGGUGUCUCAGAGUUCAGAGAGGCCGUUCUAAUGAGGCCUGACCUUAGGUCUUUGAAAGGAGUGGAGAUGUUGGAUCCCGUUAUCGCUCAACUGCGAGCUCUAUGCCACCUGGAGUCAGACGGAGGAGGCAGGGAACUGCGUGUGCGUCUGGCAGACUGCCUCCUCCUGCGUGGAGAACAUAGAGAAGCCCUUUCCAUAAGUAGCCAGCUCGCCGCUGCAGCUCCAGCCCAGCAGAGCUACCAGAACACAGUGCAAGUGCUCAGAGGGUAUUCCCGACUAUUCUCUGAAGACCAUAAAGGUGCUCUGGAGGAUUUCCAAGCGGUGAUUGAGCAUAGUACUCCUCACCCACCCAGCUGUGUCCGUGCACUCUGUGGUAGGGGUAUCCUGCGUAUGAUGGCUGGCUCACACUACCUUACUGCUCUAGAUUACAUUACAGCAAGCCAAUUACAGCUGCAGGAUGCUUCUAUAACUGUUAGGUGCCUGGUGCCUUGGAAUUACCGUGGGUUGCUGUGCACCGUGUUGCUGGAACAGGGAAGAGUCAUGCUUGAGGGGACCGAAGAGCAAAGAGCUGAGACAAACCCUAGAGCUCAACAAGAGCAUGAGGAGGGUCACACCAACAACAAACAGAGGUCUGCUGUUGGUGUGCACGCUCUCGCUCUUCUCCUAAUGGAGUUACAACCUGGUGCCGAUGGACCCCAGAUUCUCACAGCAGAUGCUCUGUACCAGUUGGGUCGUGCUGAGGAGGCUUAUCGUCUUCUUCUGAACAUUGAGCACACAGCCCCACGGCCACCGAUUCUCGCACGCCUUGCAAUAUUGCAGCUGCAUCGAGGCUUCCUUUAUGAUGCCUAUCAGCUACUGAAGAAGCUGAUCAAUUCAGGAGACACUAGCUGUUUGCGGCCCCUUCUAUCUGUAACAUCUUUACAAGACCUAGCCCUUCUAGAAAAACACUGUCACACUGCUUCCAAGCGUAUACUGUGUGGCCAACAAGCAGAAAGUGCAAUAAGGGAAGCUGUGGCCUAUUUGUCCAUUGCCAUUAUGGCUUCAGGUGGUGGAGCAAUAGAUUCCCUGCUGGAGAGAGCAAGAUGUUAUGCUCUGCUGGGCCAAUGGAAGACAGCUAUCUUUGACUUCACUGCAAUCCUUAAAGAGCACCCAGACCAUGUGCAGGCUUUGUGUGGAAGAGGAUUCACUUAUCUUAUGCUGAACCAGCAGAAGGAAUGCACACUAGACAUACUGGUUGCCCUUCAGUGUGGAGCUGAGGAGGUCACUCAGAGCAUGCUGUCGCUUAAAGACAAAGCACAAAAACUCGUCAGUGAAUGGUUGGGUCAGCACUGUCGCAGUAGCCUGUCAGAGACUCUGUCAGCCAACCCUGUACCCUGCAGCGAGGAGCUCCUUCGAGAGGCCUUUUUGAUUAGUGGAGCACUAAUGAACACUGACUGCAGGGAACCCAGGUGGCACCUCCUGUACAUAGAUACACUACUUGCCAAAGGGGAGGUGAAUGCUGCAGGUGCACACCUGAAGCAAGUGUUUGGUCAAGAGCCUCGAGAUGCUGCAGCUAAGGCCAGGUGGGGUGUUGUGAAGGCCUGGCAGCAGAACUACAAAGUGGCAGCCAACUAUCUGAGUGUGGUGGCUCAGAAAGAACCAGCAACUCUAGACUUCCUGAUCACUCUUCUGCAGUCGGCUCAAAGAAAACGCCUGGCACAGGCAGCUUCUCAGCAGGCCAGCAUUGUUUCUGAAAGUGGUCAGUGGGAGCAGGCUUUAGCUCUCCUUACUCUAGCAGUGCGAGCGGUCAAUGAGAUGAAGCUUCAGUACCUCAGGCAGCGUGCAGCCUGUCUGGCCCACCUAGGGCUCCACGAGAAGGCGGUGUCUGAUCUAAAUAAGGUCAUCCAGGGCCACAGUGCAGAUGGCAGAGAGGAGCAAAGGGUUUGGGCAGAGGACCAUUGCCGCAGAGGCCAUAGUUUGUUGUUGUGCUCCCAUGAAGAGUCUGGGUUACAGGACUUUUCUCAAGCCCUGGACCUGCACGAGGAACAGGCUCUGCUGUGUGUAGAUGCUGGUCUGGGAACACAGCGCCUUGCCAAAAUUUUUCUGCGCUUUGCCCUGCAGAACUAUGGGCAACAGAAACUCGACAAAGCUUGGCUUAUGACAGAGACCGGGCUUAAAGUGGACAGCGGCCAUGUAGAACUGCGCAGACUGAGGGCUAGAAUAAAACGAGAAGUCUCUGGUCCAUGUACUGUACACUAGAGAUGAAACAUACAUGAUAUUAGAUGAUGACAAAAUGGUUUAUGUUUUUAUAGUUUAUAUUUAUGGUUAAUCAGGCAAACAUAAUGGCAAGAAUUUCUGUUUAUAAAUUUGCUAAUAUUUCUGUAAGUUAUUGUGUUGCACAAGUGUCUUACAAUUGAUAUUUAUGUAAUAGUAAUUUUUUAUUGCUUUUUUUGUUAUGUAUAAUAAGUUUUGUCAAAUUUAACAUUUGAAGUAUAGUCUUGUUUGACAUGUACACUACUGUUCAAAUGGGGUCAGUAAGUUUGUUUAGUUUAGUUUAGUUUUACCAAUGUUUUCAACACUGAUAUUAAUAAGACAUGUUUCCUUAGCACCAAAACAGCAUAUUAUAGUGAUUUCUGAAGGAUCAUGUGACACUUAAGACUGGAGUUAUGACGGCUGAAAAUUCAGCUUUGCCAUCACAGGAAUUCAUUUUAAAAUAUAUUAAAAUAGAAAAUGACUAUAUAAUAUUACUGUUUUACUGUAUUUGUUUAAAAAAUAUUUGCAGGCUUGGUGAGCAUAAGAAACUUAUUUCACAAAUAUGAAAAAUGAUCCUGAAAUUUUGAAUGGUAGUGUAUGUUUAGAUAUUUUAGUUUUGUUUGUAAAAUGUUUCUCUUUGAAUUUACAUGCAAUUAUGCUACUUAACAACUAUGAAGUUGUUGUUGUCAUAAAUUAUAUAAUCUUGUUAAGAUUGUAGUAUAGUUAUUAAUUAUACGAAUGUUCCAUAAUAUAAGACAUGAAAGAAAUUGUCAUAAUUGAAAGUGUUUGAAAAUCAUUUAUUUGUUCUUGUUGAAGUCUUUGUUUUGUUUAUUGAAACAAAAUUAUGUCCAGAAACGACUCUGCAAGACAAUUAACCCAUUCAUGGUCAUGGUAAACCCUUCUUCUGUUAGACACAGGUAAUAAAUCUAGAUACAUUUAAAAAGUGUACAAUGCAAGCAUAAUGAUAUAAAGUGCACAUAAUAUACACGACUGUUCAAAGGUUUGGGGUCAGUAAGAUUUUUUUUAUGUUUUUGAAAGAAGUCUCACCAAUGCUGCAUUUAUUUGAUCUAAAAUACAGUAAAAACAGAAAUAUUGUGAAAUUGUAUAAAGUAAAUGUUUACUAUUUUAAUAUAUUUUAAAAAUGCAUUCCUGUGAUAGCAAAGCUGAUUUUUUAACAGCCAUUACUCCAGCCUUAAGUGUAAAAAUUUCACAUUAUUAUCAAUGUUGAAAAAAGUUGUAUUGAUUAAUCUUUUUGUGAAAACCAUGAUACAUUUUCUCCCAGGAUACUUUGACAAAUAAAAUAAAUAAAUAUACAUUUAUGAUAUAUCUAACAGUGUAAUGUCAUCUCCAUUGGAAACUAGUUGUGCUUAGUGGGUCAGGAUCUUCAGAGAGAGGACACUUUGGAGGAUAUUUUGUAAUAUUGUUCAGUAGACUGAUAGGCUGCUGAAAAAGCUUCAGUCUUGUUGUUUUUGUUAGGAUGUUCAUAAGACUUCUCAGUCCUCAAAGACCACUCAAGUUAAGUAAUUGUCACUUUCUUUCUUGUGCUUCUCAGAAAAGAAUCCACACCACAACAGUCUGUCAUCUCUGUACAUUUUCUAGAACGAUGAGCCGUCCGUCAUCUUAUUGUCAGCAAGCUUUAUAAUGUGGCUGCAAAGGUGACACUUGUGGGCGAGUUGUGAAAAUUUGAGAGCUGAAAAAAAACCCAAUGUUUGUUAGGGCGUACAAA